Chara braunii is the source of this 592-nucleotide messenger RNA. The record is from the annotation of a GenBank genome assembly. NCBI's taxonomy places the organism in Eukaryota, Viridiplantae, Streptophyta, Charophyceae, Charales, Characeae.
UGCAAGUCGAAAGCCAAUAAGUCAUGGUGAACUGUAAAAACACGAGAUGUGUCAAGGGCGUCAAGCAACAGAGGGAAAGGUAUCAGGACCAAGCGGCGGUGCACAUGACAAGGGAUCGGGUUCGCCUCUGGGAUCAGGACCAACUAGCGGUGCACAUUGCAGGGGAUCGGGUUCGCCUCUGAGAUUAGGACCAAGUGGCAGUACACAUGGCAGGGGAUCGAGAGGCGAUGCAAGUGAGCAGGAUUUGGGAGGAAGCGGCGGUGCAAGCGUCAAAGGCGUAAGUCAUGGAGAACUGCCGAAACGUGUCGAGGACGUCCUUCCGGAUGACCAAGUUUGGGCGACCACUGUGAUGGCGAGCGAGAGUGUUACUGCUCAAGUGGAUAAUACUGGUGCACUUGCAGAAUUAGAGAUGCCAUCGUUGGAUAUGCCAGCUGAGAAAGAUGAUCAUGAAGUCUCUCUGGACAUUAAGAAUGAAAGCGUGACUGUAGGUGCAAAGGAAACUGUCCAUGUACAUGCCAUCGAAGAGGAUGAAGGACAUAUAUUCAUGACCGUUCGUUCCAGAUUCCUUUAGCAACAAAACGCCUCACCGUAG